CACGCACACGCACACACACACACACACACACACACACACACACACACACACACACACACACACACAGAGAUAAUGCCUUGUGCAUACAUGAUGACUUCAGUCAGCUUGAGCUUGCUGCUGUCGUGUGUGCUGAGACGCUCUGCAGUGCAGCCUUCUCGUCUGUUUGGUGGAUAGAGAGAGGGACCUGACUGCAAGCUGAAGGCUCUGGUCCUUCUCCCCUGUCGACAGCCACCCCCCUUAUCCCGUGCCCACGACCAGCUGGGAAAACAAUGAUCAAUAAUCUAAAUGAAUGUGAUGACGGAGAUGGUGGUCCAAACCAGGGAGAUGCAAACCCCAAGGAGAGCAGUCCCUUCAUUAACAGCACCGAGGUUGAGAAAGGAAAAGAGUACGAUGGAAAAAACAUGGCUCUGUUUGAGGAAGAAAUGGACACCAGCCCCAUGGUAUCAUCUCUUCUCAGCGGACUAGCCAACUACACCAACCUUCCCCAAGGGGUCAAGGAGCACGAAGAGGCUGAAAAUAAUGAGGGGGCGAGGAAGAAGCAAGUCAAGGCGACACGAAUGGGUACAAUCAUGGGAGUCUUCUUCCCCUGCCUGCAGAAUAUCUUCGGAGUCAUACUGUUCUUACGCCUGACAUGGGUCGUGGGCGUUGGUGGAAUCAUGGAAUCUUUCUUCAUUGUCCUCUUGUGCUGCUCCUGUACCAUGCUGACAGCGAUCUCGAUGAGUGCCAUCGCUACCAAUGGUGUUGUGCCAGCUGGUGGUUCCUAUUACAUGAUCUCCCGCUCACUGGGUCCUGAAUUCGGGGGUGCAGUGGGACUCUGCUUCUACCUGGGAACAACAUUUGCUGGCGCCAUGUAUAUCCUGGGCACCAUUGAAAUCCUGCUGACGUACAUAUUCCCCAGUAUGGCAAUUUUCAAAGCCGAGGAAGCCAGUGAGGAAGCAGCAGCCAUGUUGAAUAACAUGCGUGUGUAUGGAACAUGUGUCCUCACCUGCAUGGCUCUGGUAGUCUUUGUAGGAGUCAAAUACGUCAACAAGUUUGCUCUGGUAUUCCUGGCAUGUGUCAUCCUAUCUAUUCUUUCCAUAUAUGCUGGAGUUAUCAAAUCUGCAUUUGACCCACCAAACUUCCCUGUCUGUAUUCUAGGGAACAGGACACUGUCACAGAAAAAUUUUGACAUCUGUGCCAAAGUGAUCACUGUGGCCAAUGAGACUGUGACCACCAAACUUUGGCAGCUGUUCUGCACAUCUGGUUUCCUCAAUGCCACAUGCGAUGAAUACUUUGAGAAAAACAACGUCACUGAGCUGCAAGGGAUCCCAGGAGUCGCCAGUGGACUUAUCACAGAAAAUCUGUGGGCGAAUUAUCUAAAGAAAGGUGUGAUUGUGGAGCACAGCAGGCUACCAGCUGUCGCCACCACUUCAUCAUCCCAGAAAGUUGAUUUGGAUCAACCUUACGUGUUUGCUGACAUGAGGUCGUAUUUCACCCUGCUGGUUGGUAUCUACUUCCCUUCAGUAACAGGAAUCAUGGCUGGUUCAAACCGGUCUGGAGAUCUCAGAGACGCCCAGAAGUCCAUUCCAAUUGGUACAAUCAUGGCGAUUGCAACGACUUCUGCAGUCUAUGUAUCCAGUAUUAUUCUCUUUGGCGCAUGUAUUGAAGGUGUGGUGCUCCGAGACAAAUUUGGAGAGGCCGUGGACGGGAAUCUUGUAAUUGGAACGUUGUCCUGGCCAAAUCCUUGGGUCAUUGUGAUUGGCUCAUUCUUCUCUACGUGUGGCGCUGGUCUUCAGAGCCUGACAGGUGCCCCUCGCCUCUUGCAGGCCAUUUCUCGCGAUGGGAUUGUACCCUUCCUCAGGGUUUUUGGCCACGGGAAAGCAAACGGUGAGCCCACCUGGGCCCUGCUCCUGACGGCAUGCAUCUGUGAAACCGGAAUUCUCAUCGCCUCUCUGGAUGAAGUGGCUCCCAUCCUUUCCAUGUUCUUCCUGAUGUGCUACAUGUUUGUGAACCUGGCCUGCGCUCUGCAAACUCUGCUCCGAACUCCAAACUGGAGACCCCGAUUCAAAUAUUACCACUGGGCUAUGUCAUUCCUGGGAAUGAGCCUGUGUCUGGCCCUGAUGUUUAUAUGCUCUUGGUACUAUGCCAUAGUGGCCAUGGUAAUUGCUGGACUUAUCUACAAAUACAUUGAGUUCAACGGAGCUGAGAAAGAAUGGGGUGAUGGAAUCCGCGGCUUGUCACUCAGUGCAGCCCGUUAUGCUCUGCUCAGGCUUGAAGAAGGUCCCCCGCACACCAAGAACUGGAGGCCCCAGCUUCUUGUGCUGGUAAAGGUUGACCAGGACCAGAAUGUCAAACACCCACAACUUCUGACGUUCACCUGCCAGCUGAAGGCUGGGAAAGGCCUCACCAUUGUGGGCUCCGUGCUGGAGGGCAGCUUCCUGGAAAAUCACACCCAAGCCCAACGCGCUGAGGAGUCGAUUAAACGUCUGAUGGAAGUGGAGAAGGUGAAGGGCUUCUGUCAGGCGGUGGUAUCGUCCAACCUGCGCGAUGGCAUGUCCCACCUCAUCCAGUCAUGCGGGCUGGGGGGAAUGCAGCACAACACGGUCCUGAUGGGGUGGCCGAGAGCCUGGAGGCAAUCCGACGAUCCCAGAACAUGGAAAAAUAUCAUUGAAGUGGUUCGAGAAACAACCGCUGGUCGUCUGGCCCUUCUGGUUGCUAAGAACGUUGCAGCCUUCCCGUCCAAUCAGGAGAGGUACGCUGAGGGUUACAUUGAUGUCUGGUGGAUAGUCCACGACGGGGGAAUGCUCAUGCUGCUUCCUUUCCUCCUCCGACAGCACAAGGUGUGGAAGAAGUGCAAGAUGCGCAUUUUUACAGUGGCCCAAAUGGAAGAUAACAGCAUUCAGAUGAAGAAGGACCUUACUGUCUUCCUCUAUCACCUGCGGAUUGUGGCCGAGGUGGAAGUCGUAGAGAUGCACGACAGUGACAUCUCAGCUUACACUUACGAGCGAACACUAAUGAUGGAGCAGAGGUCACAGAUCCUGAAGGAAAUGCAGCUGACGAAGAACGAGAGGGAGCGUGAGGUAUGGGAUCAUAUCACCGACGAGUCGCGUGGCUCCAUUCGUCGUAAACAUCCAGAAGCCAAGCUGCGCCUGAGCUCCCAGGACGAACAGGAGGGAAGUGCUGAGGAGAAACCCGAGGAGGAGGUUCAGCUGAUUCUUGACAAAACGGCUUCCACUCAGUCAAUAGCCUCUCAGUCGCCUGCUGAUGAGGUGAGCACACCUGGAGAGAAAGUUCACAUGACCUGGACAAAAGACAAGUUAACAGGAGACAGAAAUAAAAACAAAGGACCUGUCACACCAGAAGAAAUCCGAGAUCUCUUCAGUAUGAAACCUGAGUGGGAGAAUCUAAAUCAAUCAAACGUCCGGCGGAUGCACACUGCCGUGAAGCUGAAUGAAGUCAUUGUGAAGAAGUCUCAAGAUGCAAAGCUGGUCCUCCUGAACAUGCCUGGACCUCCGAAAAAUCGGAAUGGAGAUGAAAACUACAUGGAGUUUCUGGAGGUGUUGACAGAAGGCCUGGAACGGGUGCUGUUGGUUCGUGGUGGGGGCCGCGAAGUCAUCACCAUUUACUCCUGAGCAUCAGCCGUGGCCAGCAUUCACACAAUGAGCCCAUCGCAGCUUUCUAUCAGUAACUCCCAGUCUCUUCUCGAUGUAUAAUAUUUGCCAUGCAGCUAAUGAAACUUCCUAUCCAAUUCCUGGUAAUGGUUUUUGUAAAAUGUUUCCUUUUGGAGGCAGGAUAGGAAAUAACACUGAAAAAACUAAGAAGGGGAAUGCUCACCUACACAGCUUCUUGUCUUAAAUUACUUUGUGCCCUUUCUCAGCUUUUGUUGUUCUCUAGGAACCUGUCAUUCAAGUUGCAAUAUUAGAAAGCUAGUAUUAGAAUACAUGGACACUGUAGAUGUGAGUAAUCAGUUCUAGGGUGUGUGGCUACACGUACAAAUUAGCAGCAUUCACAAGACUAGAGAAAACUUUCCAAUAAACAUCCUAUUUACAGUUUAACCUUUGGUACAUCAUGGAUGGAUUAUUCCACAGGUCCGCUGUCAGGCUGGGACUCUUCUACUUUACACUACAGUAUUAAGCCAGAAAUUGGUGUGCUUGCAUCUGUGAUGCAGCCUUGUCAGUCUCCAAACAUCCAGACCACAAAUGGUUGAAACACUGGCCCUUCAGCUGGUACUCAUCCAAUACAACGUUAAUCUAUUCAAGGUGGACUCAGUUUCCAAAGUGGGACGGGGAGGCAGAUGAAAAAAGAAACUAGAACUAUUUAUUUUUUAGAGGAUGUAAAAUAUAUAAGAUGUGGUAUAUUAGAUACAGAUAAAGUAAAAGUAAAGUAAAAUAAUAAAUAAAAUGGGAAAGAGAAGCUUGGGUUAGUUGAUGUAAAGUUAAAACUGCUUUAUUUCUUUUCAUUGCCAAUGUUUUUUUGGUUGUAUUGGACAACUACAAGUAUUACAGUUACUAAUGUUUCAGUAACUGUAAUACUUGUGCUUGCUUCAGCGAGACAAUAGUUCCCUCAAAGUCUAAGGAUUAAUUGGAUUUGUCAACUAGUGUGAAACUGCUCCAAUCCAUUAUUUGUUACAUGCACUGUUAGCUGAGGUGUGCAUUCUCCAAUCAUAAGUAUUCAUUAUACAUUAGAUUUUUGUAGACUGCAUUUCAAAAUGUCUAUAAAUAAAUUUAACAUCGUUUUUAUCACAUUUAGACCUCUUAAAGAAGUUGUGAUUAUUUUUUGGCUGGAGUGAAUUGAGGGAAAAUAAUUAUGAGCAAUAUAUUUUCGCAGAUAAGAAGCAUUUUUCACUGACCCUGAAUAAUAAAGGAUAUUCAGUUAUUGCAGAUUGUGUACAUACUAUAAAUAGCAAAUUACUGUAACCUGCGAGAAGGGCUGAUCUAUAUUACUCAAGGUGAUGUGUGCAUCUAGGGAACAUUAGCAGUCAUUUAAUACAAGGUUCACAAAUUGAAAAUCAUUAUUCGGAAACUGUGUUUACUAAUUAGAAACCCUGAAAUGUAAAUGAUUAAUAUGUAUCAUAGCAUAUUAUAAAAUAUUAGAUUUUUUUUCAUUUUUCAUUCCUUAACAUAUCAAACUGCAUGUGAUUUGGAGCUGAUAUCAAAUGUGCAACUAGAUAAACUGUAAGCAUUUUUCAAAAUCAUAUGACAACAUAUAACAUGAAAACAAUGGUUUUGGCAGCUCACUCAUAAGUAUUUGAAAGCUGUGUCUUGUGAGCAUUUCCCUUUGAUGAUAAUUUGUUACAUGUUGCAUUUCGACGUAUUGCUAUAACCGAAAUAAGCCGUAUUUAGUUUUUGACCAUUCAGUGCAUCUUAUUGGGGAAAUGCAAUCAGAAUAUAUCAAAUCUAAUCUAUUCAAACAGAAUGGGGAAAAUGAAGCGUUUAAUAGCAGAACAUUUUUGCAUAAGGUAAACUGACUCUGAAAUCAAUGAAAUGAACUUGUGAGAGCAAAUUAUCAAACUAAAAUUCUAGUCUAGACAGCUGUACAACCUUAGGUUUUAGAUCGAAGCAACUACCUGGAGUUAAAAUUCCAAAACAAUGUUUAACAUUCAAACAUUCACUUGUUUCAAGUAGAUCUGUAUUUUCAAGACUAUUUAUUUACUGAGGAUUAGGAUUCUGAUUGACAAUUUGAUGAUGAUGUGAACAUUUAGAGCUCCAAAGCAUCUUCUAGUUCUUAAUCUUUACCUUCACAAAAACUUCUUUUGCUGUUUAGUGAUUCUUUAUUUUAAGAAUCUUCUUUUUAAUGUUUUACCAGGGAAAUGGGUUUGCAAAAAAAGCAUUUAAAUAUUAAUUGUGGUACAAAGAAUUGAAGUAAUGACGGUAUGCAUUUUGCUGCCACAAGAUGUCACCAAAAUGCUUUAGUCACCAUUUCAAAUUCUUUCUCAAGUAUUAUUGUUUAUUAUUUUAACAGUUAAUUAAAACAAAUUUUGUCUUUAAAAUAUUAGAGCUCUUUGGUUUAUUUUGUAUAAUGACUAUUACCAGACAAUAUCUUUUUUGGAUUUCAUACAUUUUCCUGAUAAUCAUGUUGUCAUUAUUCAUUUUUCAAUCAAUCAUGAAAGUGUUUUGUUUUUAAGUCAAUGGAAGAUAUAAUGCAACCUCAUUAAAAUGCAAGUCCACUGUUAAACUCAUUAUAAUUGCUGAAAUAAUUAUCACUGGUUUCUUGCAAUGUGCUUUCGUAGGCAGUACAGUAGCAAUCCAUUGGCAUAUAGCUACAGUGGUGCAAGUCUGACCAAGAAUUACUCAGACCUGGUAACAUGCAUAACAACAGUGCAUGUAUGAAACCAUUACCAAAUGUCGUCCAAAAGCAUCAGAUGCAGGAGCUAAUGUCAAGUUGAUAUUAAAACAUUGAGAUAAAUCGUUCAAUAAUUUUACAGAAUUUCCAUUCAGCAGACUUAAGUAUUUAACCCCUUUCCUCCAUUAACCAUAAAUGCAAUACUGAGCAACCUGGACUGUCUCGCACCACCCAAAUUCAUAUAACGCACAAAAAAUUGUAAGUUGUUAAUUAAAGAGGACUCUUAGUAUCAUUCAAAUUAUAAGAAAACAGUGAAAAGCUUAUUAAUAAAACAUAACAAUUUCUAACAGUACUUACCAGUACUUCAUUGGCUAGUUUCUCUUGGAUGUCUUGAACAUUUCUUAAUGCAACUAUUGGUACUGCCCCUGGCUAUUUUCUAACAUUGUCUAUAGGAUUUUACCAGCCAAUACCUGAAAGUGCCUACAGCAAUCUACCAGACAGAUAUUAAAAGUACUAACAGGUACUUCAUUGAUCUUUUCUAAUCCUGUUUAGACAUUUUGCUAGCCUGUAACUAAGUUUGUGUACGCACUAAAUAGUUACUAACAGAAUAUAAAAGUAAUUUAUUGGCCAGUUUCUUACAAAGCUUAAAGAAAUUAUUUGUUAUUUUUAACCAUAGAUUAUAUAUUCACAGGAUAGAUUCUAUAAGUGAUCAUAGAUAUUUACCAUACAAUUUGUAAUAGUAUUUAUUAGCAUUUUACUAGUGAACAAAACCCACAACUGUUUACUUGAAGCAUUCUAUUUGUACCCACAGUUAUCUGCUUGUUAAUUUCUAACCAUUUCACAGAUAGUUAUUUAGUGGACUCUUUCCCUUAGUUCCAUAGGUAUAAUUUACUGGGCAGCUUCAAUAAGUACCUAGAGAAGUUUAUUUACUGGAUAAUUCUUAUUAACAUCUAUAGAUACUAAAAGAAAUAGUAAUCACAUACAUAUAUUUAUCAGACAGUUCCAAUAGGCACCUACAGGAGUUUAUUUAUUGAUGAGCUUUUAUUGAUUCCCAAAGGUAUUUAUCUACUGAUGACAUUCUCAUAGCACCGAGUGCUUAUUUUUCAGGCAGCUUCAAACUUUUCCAUAUACUUUCUACUAAAUCCACAGAUGUCUAUUUAUUGGACAGAUCCAUUACUAUCCAUGGCUAAUUAUUUACUACAGAGUUUCUAAUUGAACCUAAGGGUGUUUCUUUGACUGAACCAUUUCAAUUAGUAAUCAUGGGUAUGUAUUUACUGGACAAUUAUAAUUUGGGUGUCUUGGGUGUUUACUUGACUUUUUCUCAAGAUGCCUCCACCUGAUGAUUUCUAUCAGUGCUUUUAGGCUCUCUGUGCUUCCAGUGUCUUUCCUGGAUAAGAUUACUCAGUGUUAUAAGAAUUCUACAUUUCAUAAAUGCAUCCUUAUUCAAUUAGUUUGUUUAUAGGUGAUCAUUCCAAUGUUUGUAUGAUUUGUAACCCUUUGUUGAACUGAUCAUUGACCAAAUGGCACAGAUUUAUAAAAUAAGCCAAAGAGGAAGACUCUAAAAUCAGACACUUCACACAGUUAUGCAGACACAACACACCUUCCAAUGUGGAUGUUCAGACACUUAUUAAAAGAACAACAGAAAGAAUGAAGAUAUUUGAUACUAGGCUGUUGUUUGCAGACCAAUUUGUUCUACUUAUUUAAUUAAUCCAUCUAAAAUCCUAUUAUCUGUUGCUGCAAUGUGAUCUAGUGCAUGCGCCUUUGGUUUUGCAACUCAAUUACUGUCAUAGGUCACUGGGAUAUCAGCCACUGAAUGGUCAUUGCCAGAUUUUACCAGAAAAUGUACCUAAAUUUAUAUUUCAAAUACAAUUUUCAUAUAUGUUAUAUAUAGAAAGAGUAAGAUUGUUGUAGAGUUGUGUUUGAAGUAUAUAUUUCUGCCUUCUUUAAUCAAUCAUGUGUUAGGUGUGGUUACAGUAUCUAUGUCUUUUUAUCUCUUUAUCAUCGUUUCAGUUAAAAGGAUGACUUGGGAUAUUUCAUUCUGUAGCAAGAAGGCAGGUUUCAGCCAUCUGUGUGUUUUUGGUAGAAGGGGAAUAAAAAUGAGAUGCUAGCAGUGGGGUUUCUACUUGUACCACUACUGCCAGUGACUCUUCUGUUUGAUUUCAUAAUAUUGAUUCUCUCAAAUGAUGCUAUUGGGUUGCAAUUUUAACUGAAUGCAAAAAAAGUAAUAUGCAAAGUACCAAUCUGCUUGCUCUAAAUUUCACUUUUAUAGAAGUGUUGGUGCACCAUUUAAAAGUAAAAUCUAUUUUUGAUUCAGUAGUUUACAUGUUAAUGAAUGCCAAGAUAACUUUACACUGGCUUAUUAUCACAUCCUUUGCUGAAAUACAAUAGACAUAUCCUUCUGUGAAUGAUCAGGGCAAGCUUAAAUCUAUUCCCCACCUCUGCACAGACGAAGUUGACUAUGGUUUCAUGUACGUACAUUGAAUAUGCAACUGCACUGAAUAUCAGUUCCAAGGUGAACUUAGUCUGUGAAACCAAUGUAAUGAGUUGUAUGAAAGGAAGUGUUGACCAAAAUGCUAUGAUGUAGAAUGAUUGAGGAAUAAAAAACAUUGUCACCUACUUUAGGUUCAAUUGUCAAUAAUUUUUUUUUCCAAAAAAUUACAAUUUGGUAUUUACAUCACCUCUAUUUAAAAUUACCUGAAAAUUUUACAUAUUGCAGUAUUUCCAUAUUUUAUCCCCUACUUGACAUUAUAAUAUAUUCAUAAUUGCUCAGCUUAAAGUAAAUGGUUAAUAGAAGUACCCUACUGAGUAGGGAAAACAAAUUUCUGCCUUGUAAAGGCCUCCCAAGGAGCUUAACGGACCAAAAAUAUUUUGUCAUUUCCUACUUCUGAGCAACUACUUUUAGACAGCAAUUUUCUGGUGAAAUGACUGUUUUGCAUAUAAUGGAACCGUGUUGGAACAUCUACAAAUAAGAGACAAAAAUUACACACAAAAAUGAAUAUGCCAAAACUAAAUCUACAUUUCUUGUGUAUACUUAACAUUAAAAAAAAUCGCAUUGCUAAUUAAUGUUAUAAGUAAUUGUAACUAAUCCAUAUCUGAAGUUGAUAAAAUAAGACUAGUUGUUGCUGGAGGAAAUGGUUUCCUGUAACAGAUCUAAUUACUAUCAGUUACCAUGUGUCAUGGUAGGUCUAAUAUUAAUCAACUUUCUUUUGGAAAACAUUUCAUAUAAUGUAAAUAACAAACGACAAUAGUCCUUUAGACUCAACAGUUAAGUUUGUACCUGCCUUCAGAUCAUUAAAUAGUUCUAGUAUACAUUCAGGGCUGUUAGUUUCUAGGCACUAGCAACUGCAGGAAAGCUAAAGACCAAUUAAUACAAAAAGCUAUAGUAAUUAAAUACAGAUAUUAAGGACCAAAUAUUCUCUGGAAUUAAGCAUAUAUCAGCUUUCAAGACACUGUCUCCUUAAAACACCACACUCUGCAUUCCAUACAUCUAUGGCCCUUCAAAUAAUUCUUUAGAUCAUUUCUCUCUAAACAUUCCUUACUCUAAAACAUGAUUGAAAGGGCAAACACUUGGUUAAAAGGUAAUCAGUUCCAUUAAGUAGAAACUGUAGUUAAGACAGGAUUUUAAAAAUAUAACGUUCUCUCAUUAUAGUAGAAGAAUCAGAUUUAUUGAUCUAUACAAAGAUACAGUUAAAUAUUAAGGAACUAAGCAUAUAUUGAUGAUUAUGAUUGUGCAUUUUUCCACUGUUCUUGAGUUUUUUUGCAUUAUAGAAUUAGUUUACAGAGUUUGGAUGCCUGUGUAUUGCCUGGUGUGUAUUCGUGUGCCGUGAUACAUCUUGUUGUCCAAAGUUUGAAUGCAUGCAAUUUGUAACUUGUAAGAAACCUACCAGAGACUAAGUGGAUGCACACAUUUUAAUAAAGGCUGUAAAAUAA
Messenger RNA from Pristis pectinata (smalltooth sawfish), 10191 nucleotides. Its product is annotated as solute carrier family 12 member 5-like. Gene Ontology annotation, molecular function: potassium:chloride symporter activity. The record is from RefSeq and is a predicted model, not a curated record. Gene Ontology annotation, biological process: potassium ion import across plasma membrane; chloride ion homeostasis; cell volume homeostasis. Lineage: Eukaryota; Metazoa; Chordata; Chondrichthyes; Rhinopristiformes; Pristidae. Gene Ontology annotation, cellular component: membrane.